AUGAUAGAAAAUGAUGAUGCCGACAACUAUUCCGCCGGGACAACCGGGUGGAUCAGAAGCGAAGCAGAAGAGGAAGAAUAUCGCGCAGAGAAGAAGCCCAAGCAGGAAGAUGAGGAUGUGGACCAGAAGCUACAGAAGUUGAGAGUGCAGCUUUUGGCCGAGCUGGGAAAGAAAGAUCAAAGCCAAACCUUCCUGCCCACUUCUUCACCUUUCUCGAAGAAGCCACCGACUUCACUGGCCGAGCUAAUGAAGAGGGCUGAGAAGUAUAUAAGACAGGAUGAUGCUCUGGUGACAAGCCGAUUCGCCAAAGGAGCGCCAAGCAAGGAGAAAGCCCCGGAGGAAAGAAGGCCGGAGAAGCAUGAAAAGAAACAUGGCAAAAGAUCUGAGCCUUACAGACAGCCUUGGGAGCGAAAGGACCAAAGACCUUUUCCCCUUCGGUCCUCAGAACAAAGGCCACUCCCUUCAUGGGUUCCGGAGAAGCCGACCCCACUUAAUGCCUCUAGAGCUGAAGUGCUCUUGAUUGCAGAAAUUGAGAGGUUGAUAAAGAGAGGGCACCUAAAGAACUUUGUAAAGAAACCGGAAGGACAGAGACCUCAACCCAAUCCGGCAGCCCAAAUGCCGAGAAGAACAGGAGCUAACACUGUGAAUGACGGGUCCAGUGGAACUAUCAACAUGAUCGUAGGAGGCACGGGAGGUCGGAUGAGCCGAAGGGGGAAAAAGAGGAGCAGAGAAGGAGAAACUAGCAGUGCUGAGGUCAUGCAAAUCGUUGAACACUCUUCAACAACCAUCACUUUCUCCUCGGAGGACGCUCAGGGCGUUCAGAUGCCUCACGAUGACACCCUUGUUAUUGAAGCUGUUAUUCACAACUACCGGGUAAAGAAAAUCUUGGUGGAUGAUGGAAGCAAGGUAAACCUGUUGCCUUAUCGAGUCUUCCAGCAGAUGGGAAUUCCUGAAGAGCAACUGGUUCGGGAUCAAGCCCCAAUUAAAGGGAUUGGAGGGGCACCGGUGACAGUAGAAGGGAAAGUAAAACUAGCCCUUACUUUGGGAGAAGCUUCGAGGGCUCGCACCCAUUAUGCGGUGUUCUUGGUGGCUAAACUCCCCCUGAGUUAUAACGCGAUUCUGGGAUGA
Manihot esculenta (cassava) is the source of this 1128-nucleotide messenger RNA. RefSeq lists its product as uncharacterized. Lineage: Eukaryota; Viridiplantae; Streptophyta; Magnoliopsida; Malpighiales; Euphorbiaceae. Bases 1 to 1128 code for a protein of 375 amino acids. The record is from RefSeq and is a predicted model, not a curated record. The transcript is spliced from 3 exons.